Astrephomene gubernaculifera is the source of this 2314-nucleotide messenger RNA. NCBI's taxonomy places the organism in Eukaryota, Viridiplantae, Chlorophyta, Chlorophyceae, Chlamydomonadales, Astrephomenaceae. The record is from the annotation of a GenBank genome assembly.
CUACUGACAGCUGCCAUCUGAUACGUUUUGAAGUAUAUAGUUGACGUUGCGUUGCAUAGGCGCGCCCAACAGGAAGAGCUUCGCCGGCGUAUGAAUGGAAGCAUUUGACCUUGAUAGGGAACGCGAGCAAUUGCUAUUAAAGAAUGCGCAGAAGUUGAAGGAGCUAGGCCUGGCAGCUGCAGCAGCUGAAUGUAAAGCGGCUAUUGCAGCCGAGGCAGCGGCUGCCCGGCCUCCUCGGCCACCUAAGCAACCGAAACCAAAACGCGCAGAGCCAGAGGGCCCCAGGGAAAUCCGUCGCAGUCAGCGAGCGCGUGCUGAGGUGUCGUACAACGAGGAUGCUGCCUUCCGCGAAGCUGGUCCCUCCUCUUCCCGGGGAGAAGGGGGCUCAAAACGGGCGCGGACGCAGCAUCUCACGGAGGACGAGAUUGAAGCGGUCCGGGCGCUGCAUGGGGCCAAAAGCAACGGAGAGGAGGGUGGCACGGGAGCCGGCGGGCCUCGUGACUCGGGCAAAGGCUUGCGUCGACAGGGGGGCAAAUGGUAUGACAGUAAAACUGGUGUAACCUGCCAUUGGUGCCGCCAGAAGACGAUCUCCCUCAAGGUCACGUGCACCAACCCCGAGUGCGGGCACCGGGGCAGCCGCGGCGGGAUGUGCAUGAGCUUCUGCGAGGGCUGCCUGAGAAACCGGAACGGAGAGGACGCUGCAGAGGCGGCGGCCAGCGGCACCUGGGUAUGCCCCCGCUGCCGGGGCUCGUGCGGGGAGGGCUGUGUGGUGUGUUGCAACUGCGGGCCGUGCCGGAAGCGGGCGGGGCUGGAGCCCACCGGGCAGAUCAUGCCCAUCGUCCUGCGCGCCGGCUACAACAACGUGCACGACUACCUGGUCGGCAAGGCCACAGGUAAGACACAGGAGCAGCUUACGCAGCGCAAGCUGCAGCAGCCAUGGGCUGCUUGGAUGCGGCAAGAGCAGCCACAGCAGGAGGAGAAGCAGGAGGAGGAUGAGGAGGAGAAGCAGCAGGCUCCCGGUGGGGGCAACACCGUAGGCGAUGACGCCAUGGAGGGUGAGGGCGACGAGGACGAGCAGGAGCCACAGCAAGCUCCCGGUGGGGGCAACACCGUGGGCGACGACGCCAUGGAGGAGGGUGAGGGCGACGAGGAAGAGGAGGAGCCGCAGGAGGAGGGCGACGAGGAGGAGCAGGAGCCGCAGGAGGAGGGCGACGAGGAGGAGCAGGAGCCGCAGGAGGAGGGCGACGAGGAGGAGCAGGAGCCGCAGGAGGAGGGCGACGAGGAGGAGCAGGAGCCGCAGGAGGAGGGCGACGAGGAGGAGCAGGAGCCGCAGCAAGCUCCCGGCGAGCACAACGCCGUGGGCGAUGACGCCGUAGAGGAGGAGGAGGAAGAGGAGGAGCCGCAGAAGGAGGGCGACGAGGAAGAGAAGGAAGAGCCGCAGGACGAGGAGGAGGAGAGCCAGAAGGAGGUUGGCGACGCUGAUGAGGAGGCCGCUGUAGCUGCUGCUGCCCCUGCCCUGGAGGAUGGGCUCGUGGAGCAGCAGGGCCAAUGUGAUAAUGAAAGCAGCGGCAGCGAGGAGGACAACGGGCGGCCGAAGCGGAAGGCAUGCAGGGCCAAGGCAGCUGGGCGACAGGCCGCAGCGGCCACCGCGAGCGCUGGCAAGGCCAGGCUGGAGCUCGCCGCCAACAAGACACGGGGACGCAAAGCUGCUGGGAGGAAGGCGGCUGCCGCCUGAUGCGGCUUAAUGCCGCGUGGUGUGGUUGAUGCCGCCGUUGUGGCUUGAGGAGUGCACGACGGUCGUGGCCCCCACUGCCGUGCAGCGUACCUCGGGUAGCAUUGCAGUUACAGCGCCCCCCCUCCAUUUCUCGUCAGUUUCUCAAUAUUUGGUUACCCCUCCCAUUGCGCAGUGCACAUCGCACAUGGGGUAGCAUCGUUCAUGUGCUACCUCACUAACCGCAAAACCCCAGAGCGCAUGUCAGGUUUUUGUCUAGCUUACAGAUAAUGGAUGUGACAAUGGGCUUAGCUUUAACGUGUAUUGUGGCAGCUUUGGUGCCGAUCCAAGGCCUCGAUUUGGUCUGGUGGGGUUACAGGGUCUACUUGUUGUUUGGGGACUCGUGUCUGUUGGAGUAGGCUGUUGAUUGUUGCUGUCAGCUUUAGGGGAGGUGGAGUUGUCCUUUUCCUGACUUCUUAACCAGAGUGAGGUUGGACUUGAGCGUCAUGUCGCCCAUCCAUGUCCGGUCUGGUGUGUUUCCGUUGCUGUGUUUCAUCCUCUUUCUUCAGGUGGGAUUGCAGGGAUUCUCUGGAGGGUUUUUCC